AUGUUUGACCGUCCGAGAUGUCGCGACUGGAGUCCACUAUCGACGCAGCAGCUACGGUUGCGCAGCUUAAUACAAAUAUCCGGACACAACAUCAUCGUUCCGGAGCGUGCCCCAACCAGCACGUCAUCGGCAGAAGGAGGAAGAUCCAAAUGUACCGUUUACUUUACGCUUCACCAGACACCUCACUCCGCCCCGUUUUACACGAGUGAAAAGCAUGACCUACACCGGAACGUGCUGUGGGCGGAAAUCGACUGCCCGGCCACGAUCAAAUCCUCCCUGCGGAGUGUGUGUGUGCGGGUGUGGCAACACAACGGUGCGUCCGAUGUACCGGGUGUUCCCAUGAUCGACACGGGAGGGUUAAGCUCUGCCGGAACGAAAGUGCCUCACGAAAGCGAUAAAAGUGUGGAAGAUGAGUGCGAUGGGCAGCAUCAGAAUCCGAACGAUAAACCAAACCAACCAACGACCAACAACACCGAUCGGAUGCUGUUUGCAUGGGGCGUAUAUUUCUCCGGACUGGUGCCAUUGGCACGGCGCAACGAAAAGCGUCUCCAGUCGAAUACGCUGGUGUUUCAGCUGCACGGCGGCUACUUCACUUCGGCUGCCUGCAUUCUCGAACCGGAGCAGCGACGACCGAUGGUUUCAGCGGUUAUGUCCGACGGGACCACACCUAAAACGUUGCCGAUUGUUACUACUACUGCUGGACAGGCGACCUAUUCGCCCUCGGCAACGAUUCCCAUAGUUGGUAGUGGGCGGCGUGGUCCGACCGGUGGUGGUGGACGCGCGAACACCACCGAGAACGUCUUACACUGUGAUACUAGCAAUAAUUCCUCCCCACUGGCGUCUGGUGGUCCUCACCUUUCCUAUCAGACGCCUUCGUCCGCGUCUCCGAACCAGUGGCACUACGCGAACGGCGGUGGCAUGCUGCUGGGUGUGGAAGGCAGACUGGAGAAACUGUCCGUAUCACCGGUGGUUAGCAAUGGUGGAAGCAGCACCGGUACGGGCCCAUUUCCACAUCCCCGAUCCGUCAGCCCAUCCACACCGAUCAGUUGGACCGAACCGACCGAAACGAGCCUGAAGUUGCGCUACCUCGUGAUGGAGUUUCUGCCGGCGGAAGUACGCCCUUGCUACGAUGUUGCGCGUUUACUUGCAAUACAGGAACGACAAAGGCGCAUCCGGUACGAAGCGGAGAGUGCCAAAACGUUAACCGAGCGGAUCUGCAUGAAGAGUGCCUACUGUCUCAAUAUGGAGCUGUUUAGCAGCAAGCACCUGGUGUACCGGACGGGGGGCAACCAGGGCCGAACGGGCGGUAUGGGUAAGCAGCUGAGCAAACUGCUCUACCAGGAGCGUGAACCGAUCGAUCCGGCGGUACUGCUGCGCGGCCAGGAACUGCGGCGACACAUCGAGCGGGCUCGGUUUCGCUGCCGGUUGUUGGCGCAGGAACGCGACCGGAUGGGCGUUGGGAUGCAACAGCUGCGCUAUCGAUUAAAUGCGGCCUGUGAUAGUAACAUUGAGCGGGAAUCUUCGCUGAUGGAACGGUACCGAACGUACGGGCGCGAGAAGGAACAGCUGUAUCAGCAGAAGAUGGCGUACGCCAGCCAAAAGGACAGCGUGCGGGAGGUGUUCGGGAAGAUGUUGCUGGUGCGCCAUCGUUUGUUGAAGGGGUUGAAUGAAAUUUAUUAUAUCAAAUCGACAAAUCAAGGUAUCUACACCAUUAAUGAUGUACCUUUGCCGAAUGCAGAAUCAUACUCCGACUCAACGCCGGCACUGGCCCUUAGCGUUGCCCUUGGUUUUGUCGCUCACGCUGUGAUGAUGUGUUCCUCGUUUUUAGAUAUUCCUCUACGAAAUCCCAUAAAGUAUGACGGUUCUCGUUCGAAAAUAGUGGACCACAUCAAGCUGUUACCGACGAUAGAUCGAGACUUCCCUUUGCACUGUCGGUCCGGUCCGGCACCGAACGCACUGCUGUACGGUGUGUACCUGUUAAAUCAGAACAUCUCCCAGCUGAAGCAUUCGCUCUCGCUGAGCCGUGGUGAUCCGCGGGCCACGCUCGUCAACCUGCAAAACAUUCUCACCAUCCCGGGCAUCGGUGGUGGAGCACUGCAAAACCGCCAGCUGGAGGAACCGUUCCAGAUGUUGCCCGCCUCCAUGUACGGUUCGUCUGCGGUCGAUUUGAAAAUGUCGCCCGGGUUCGUACCGGUACCGGCCGGUGGGAGCAGCAGCGGUAGCAGCAGCAGUGGAUCCUUCCUACGGGAAAGUCCAUCGUGCAGUAGAAUUUCCCGCUCGGUUGAUUACUACCCGGACCGGUUUCAGGAUCGACGACAGCAAAUGCAAAAACAGUAUCAGCACAAUCGGCACCAUCCGUUGCAGCAGGCAGCGACCCGUUCGAGCAGCGGAGGAAUAACCGUUGACCAGGAGCACCUUCAUCCAGCGAGGCGCGGAUGUGGCGAUAGUACGUUUGCUUCCGAUCCCAUUCUAGCUCAAAGCGUCCCAUUGCAGCGGCCGUUCGAUUUUGAUGGUGGCAAAAAGUUCUAA
Messenger RNA from Anopheles marshallii, 2529 nucleotides. It is a transcript of the gene Uvrag, whose product is annotated as UV radiation resistance-associated gene protein. The transcript has 5 exons. Gene Ontology annotation, biological process: SNARE complex assembly. Lineage: Eukaryota; Metazoa; Arthropoda; Insecta; Diptera; Culicidae. Gene Ontology annotation, molecular function: SNARE binding. The record is from RefSeq and is a predicted model, not a curated record. The coding region runs from base 1 to 2529 and encodes 842 amino acids. Gene Ontology annotation, cellular component: endosome; lytic vacuole.